Messenger RNA from Coniosporium apollinis CBS 100218, 1593 nucleotides. RefSeq lists its product as uncharacterized. The record is from RefSeq and is a predicted model, not a curated record. Gene Ontology annotation, biological process: mitochondrial tRNA threonylcarbamoyladenosine modification. The coding region runs from base 1 to 1593 and encodes 530 amino acids. NCBI's taxonomy places the organism in Eukaryota, Fungi, Ascomycota, Dothideomycetes. Gene Ontology annotation, cellular component: mitochondrion. The transcript has a single exon.
AUGCUGGGAAGACUGCAGAUGCAGGUGCAGGUGCAGGUGCAUAUGGGCGCUGUUAGCUUCAUCCUUCCAGUAAACCGUCUCGACGAUGCAUGCUGCCACUUCAGACCGAGGUAUCAAAGCUCCCUGCGUCCCGCCAUACGAGCACGCAUCCUGCUGCCUUCCCGCGCCCACCAAUACGCCCCUUCCCGCCGACACCUCCUCACCCUCGCCAUCGAAACCUCCUGCGACGACACCUCCGUCGCCAUCCUCGAAAAGCAUGACGGCAAGCUAGACGGCAAGCUAGGCACGCCUUCUGCACGCCUCCACUUCCACGAAAAGAUCACCGCAAACACCGCCCUCUACCGCGGCAUCCACCCCCUCGUAGCCCUCGAAUCGCAUCAAACGAACCUCGCGCGGCUCGUCGACCGCGCGCUUCGAAGCCUACCCGAUGCCGACCAUGCGGCUGUUGGACGCCCGGCUCGAUGCGUGCCUGUACUCGCCGACAGGAGGGACGGGAGCAGGGCCGGCAUAGCAUGGAAGCAAAAGCUGGACUUCGUCUCCGUGACGCGCGGGCCGGGCAUGCGCUCCAGCCUAGCAACAGGGCUGGACACGGCCAAGGGCCUCGCGGUCGCGUGGCAGGUGCCGCUGGUGGCAGUGAACCACAUGCAGGCGCAUGCGCUGGCGCCGAGGCUUGUCAGUGCGCUGGAGCGGGCUGCGACAACCACAGCGGAGGGGACUGGAGGCGGGCAUGCGGGUGCCAAACCAGCGUUUCCGUUCCUCAGCGUGCUGGUUAGUGGCGGCCAUACGCUGCUUUUGGAGAGCAGGGAGCUGGUCGAGCAUAAGAUACUGGCGAGCACGAAGGACAUCGCUAUCGGUGACUGUCUGGACAAAGUCGCUAGGGCUGUGUUGCCAGCAGAGGUUCUCGCGAGUGCAGAGACCACAAUGUACGGCGCGCUGCUCGAGGCCUUUGCCUUUCCGGACGCGGAGUACGCGUACGCGCCGCCCAAAUCCAAGGGCGAGGAACUUUCGGCUAGGAAAACGGACUACACGUGGUUCGUCAAACCACCGCUCUCUGAAUCUCCCUACGGCGCAAAGGCCCACGCGAUGGAGUUCUCCUUCUCCGGUCUCGUGACAUCCGCCGAGCGCUUCAUGGCGUUCAGGUCGGACCCGCUGACCGGACGGACGACGAAAGAGCCGCGGGUUCCAGCGGAGAUUGGCAUCGAAGAACGGAGGACGCUGGCGAGGGAAGUGAUGCGCGUUGCUUUCGAGCACCUGGCCAGUCGCGUCGUGCUUGCGCUCUCACAAGCCUCCGCCAGCACUGGUGCGUCUCAACCCAUCAAGACACUCGUCGUCAGUGGCGGUGUGGCCAGUAACAAAUUCCUGCGGCAUCUCCUCCCGGCGUUUCUGGCAGCGCGAGGUUUCGAGGGGAUGGAGAUACUAACGCCGCCGCCGAGUCUGUGCACCGACAACGCGGCGAUGAUUGCGUGGGCGGGGAUGGAGAUGUUUGAAGCUGGGUGGACGUCCGAGCUGGAAUGUUUGGCGCUGAGGAAGUGGAGUUUGGAUCCGGGGGCAGAGGAUGGAGGCAUUUUGGGUGUUGGAGGGUGGGUUGCCUAG